Messenger RNA from Spodoptera litura, 12066 nucleotides. It is a transcript of the gene Dhc62B, whose product is annotated as Dynein heavy chain at 62B. Gene Ontology annotation, molecular function: ATP hydrolysis activity; dynein light intermediate chain binding; dynein intermediate chain binding. Gene Ontology annotation, biological process: microtubule-based movement. The record is from RefSeq and is a predicted model, not a curated record. Gene Ontology annotation, cellular component: dynein complex. Lineage: Eukaryota; Metazoa; Arthropoda; Insecta; Lepidoptera; Noctuidae.
ACGCCGCGCCGUUGCCAAGCAGUUGCCAUGACUAUGUUAUUGAGUUCCACAUUCAAAUGCUGUGUUCAAAUGUGACAUCAAUACACUGCGAACUUUAUCAAAAUGUUUUUAUUGGAAUAGUUUUAUUUGAUAAAACUCAUAUUUUGUUAGUUUAACAAUUGUUUUUUAGAAACUGACAAUGGACGAAAGGGAAUUGAGGAAGCUGGUGCAAACGAAAAAUGGUUGCCGUGUGCCCAUCUUGCGGCCUGUGCCAAACGUACAACAACUGGACAAGCUACCAUUUGUUCCUCUACCACCGUACAAUAGGAUCAAGGAAAAGCAAGAAAGUUUUCGUAAAAUUCUCGAGGAAAAAGCUACUGAAAGGAAAAUAGAGGUAGCCCGACCACCUCUAGAGCGCCGUGAACGCGACCGGUUAGAAAUAUCACAAUCACGACACAUAGCAGUGUUACGAGUAUGUGCACAAAAAAUUCAACCCCCGCCCAUGUCCAAAGACUGGGAACGCAAAAUUUGUGGCCUCGUACCAGCCAAACUUCGUCACGCGUUCCCCACUUUAAUGGACGAAUUGAUUAAUGAAAGUAAAGUUGAAUGGAACCGAAAUCUCCAUGAACUUGCUGUUAAAACAAUAAUAAGAGAUAAACCUGGAGUUCCCAGGAUCAGGUAUCAAGAACCUUAUUUUAAAUAUAAAGGCAUUACAGAAAACUAUGAAAAAAUGCUCAAAUUCCGUAAAAAACUAAUCGAUGGUGCUCUUAUAUUACAUCCUUUUAUAAGACUCGUACUUGAAUCCUCAGAGCGAAUUUUUCCAGAAUAUAUUAUUGAUUUAGCCAAGUAUAGGGCUAUGGGUCCUUUAAAGUUAAAGGAUUUUUUAGCAAAAGUUUUAGAAGAAAUAAAACGGGCUGACUACCUCGUAUCGAGCACUUGGUAUGGGAUCCUUGUUCAUUGGCUUAAAAAUCCAAGAUGUUUGCGAGGCAUGCGUCAAAAGAAAAUACCGGAUUUUGUGAGAUGUGCUACCAAAAUGAUAUCAAUGCAAAUUCAAGAACUAAUGCGUAGAUCUAUAGAAGCUAUUAUAGACGGCCUUAAAGAUCCAGAAUCUGUCCUUAUUUUGUAUUUACAGUUAGAUUUUGACGGAGAAUUUAUUUAUGAUCCUUCACUUCAGGAAGUUUACGACGUUUUUCACGAUAUUGCGAACAUAAUCUGCCACAUAUCUCAAAGACUUAUGCCUAUCGAGCAGUAUCUUAAAAUUCCAUACAAUUUCGAUGCCUUGCCAGUUCAAUAUAACGACUGGCUUCAUAGAGACGGCCAUGAAAGACUCCAAAAACAAUUAGAUAUAGUAUUUGAACCUCUACUUCAGUAUUUAGAGCAAUUACGUAUAGAAUACAAUAUGUUGUACGGUGCUCCAGCGAAAGAAGCUAUCUUCAAGUUUAUUGAAGCAGAAGAAAAAUUUGACAUAUGUCGGGACAAAAUUAAAUAUUUUCAAGGUAUAGAUUCUGAAAUCACAGCUAUUGUGGAAAAUGAAUAUUUUAAUAGUGCAGUCGUCUGUCAACUAAGAAUGGUAGACGGUUUGAAAGGAAAAGCUUUGGAGUUUGUAAAUGAUUUAAUAGCGGGUAUAAUCAGCGCUCAUAUUAAAGAGAACGAUAGCAUCUGUGCUGCAUUUGAAGAAAUCAAAGAGAGAGCUCUUAGAGAGCCAAAAAAUGCGGUAGAAUUAAUUGAACAAGGAGUUUAUAUCUUACACGCAAAAACUGUUUUAGUUGAAGCAUUAAAGGAAAGAAUUAUGUCACAAAUUAAUAUUAUAUCGAGUCUUCUUGAGAUGACUUCACUCACAGAAGAACAUGUAGCAUCAAAUACUAGAACUGUCAAUUGGCUUAAAGAUAUAAAGCCUAUUUUUGAAAGAAAUGCUGCAGCUUAUGAAGCUCAUAAAGCGGAUAUGGAAGAAAAUCUACUUGCCAAAAUAGCAUACCUCAACAAAGAGGUUGUUGAAAUGAUACCGUAUUUAGAACUUUUAGACAAUAUGGAUGAUGUUGAUCAUACUCUUGAGUAUCUGGAAUACCUAAGAAAGCUAGUUCAUCGACUAGACGAUUGUGAUAAACUUGUAUCUUGGAUUAACACCGAAGAAGCAACAUUCAAAUUUCCGAUUACUAGUUAUCCAGACUUAGAAGAAUUAAAGGACUACGUAAAACCUUUUCACAGUCUUAUAUUCUUGGUUCAUAAAUGGAAGCGGAGCUAUUAUACGUGGAUGGAUGGACCUUUUGAAUACAUGGAUCAUGAACAGAUAGAAAUCGACCACGAUUUUUACUACAAAGAAUUUAUAAAAAUCUCGAAAAAUUACAGAAAUAAAAUAAAGCAACAAAUAGCUGAAGGAGUAGAAAAGCGUUUCCAAGGAUUAGUAGAUGAUCCAGAUCCCAAUAAUUUUCCGGCUCCAAUGAAAUUAUGUUCCCAGGCUGUUGCGGAAUUAAAAGAAUGGAGACCUAAUGUACAAAUGGCUCAUAUAAUGUGUAAUCCCGCGUUAGUUCAGAGACAUUGGGAUGAAAUGUCUACCAUUGCUGGUUUUGAUUUAACUCCCACGGCAGGUACCACAUUACGAAAGAUUAUUGAUUUCGAUCUGUGGGGUGACAUUGAUCAAUAUGAAAUUAUAAGCAUCGCAGCAACAAAAGAACUUGCUUUAAUUACAAAUUUAAAUAAAAUGAUGGCUGAAUGGACCGACAUAUGUUUUAAAACGAAUCCAUAUAAAGACACUGGAAUUAAUAUACUCACAGCACUUGAUGAUAUUCAAUGUGUUUUAGACGAUCAUAUCGUUAAAACUGUUGGAAUGAGAGGUUCAGCAUUCGUCAAACCUUUUGAAACUCAAGUAAAGUCAUGGUAUGAAAAAAUAGUAAGAACCAACUUAACAAUAGAUGAGUGGGGUAAAGUGCAAAGUCAGUGGUUGUAUUUGUUACCCAUAUUUUCUUCUAAAGAUAUUGUCGCCCAAAUGCCUGAAGAAGGAGUUAUGUUUACGGAAGUGAACAAUAUAUACCGCAGAUAUAUGACUUGCGUAGAAAGGGAUCCCCAUGCGCUUGAGAUAGCCGGUGCUUCCGGCGUGUUAGAAGCUUUUAAAGUUUGCACUGGAUUACUGGAUAAAAUUAAUGAUGGUGUAAACAAUUAUUUGGAAAAGAAACGUUUGUAUUUCCCAAGAUUCUUCUUCUUAUCGAAUGAUGAGAUGUUAGAAAUUCUAUCAGAAACUAAAAACCCUCUUAAAGUUCAACCGCAUUUAAAGAAAUGUUUUGAAGGUAUCCACAAACUGGUAUUCGACGAUGAGUUCAAUAUAUCCGCUAUGAUUUCUAUGGAAACUGAACAAGUCGAAUUUCUAGAAACUAUCAGCGUCCAAGCUGCAAGAGGAUCUGUAGAGAAGUGGCUGGUACAAGUGGAGGACCAAAUGUUAAAAGCCGUUAAAUCAGAAACUGAAUUAUCUUACUAUGAUUAUCCAAACACAACACGUGUCGGAUGGAUACUUUCUUGGGAAGGUAUGGUAGUUCUAGCGAUAUCUCAAAUUUAUUGGGCCGUGGAUGUACAUGAAGCUCUAAAUACCCAUAAAUUAAGUGAAUUAGAGGCGUAUCAUAAGUCACUAACUGUGCAACUAAAUGAAACAGUAGCAAUAAUUCGACGUACCGACUUAACCAAACUAAACAGUAUUACAAUAAAAGCUCUCAUUGUAAUUGACGUUCACGCGAAAGAUGUUAUCUUUGAAUUAGUUGGCAAAAAUGUUACUGAAGUGACAGAUUUUCAGUGGCUAGCACAACUUCGUUACUAUUGGGAAGAAGAGAAAGUUGGGGUGAAAAUAAUAAACGCUGUUGUCUCCUAUGCAUAUGAAUAUUUAGGAAAUAGCGAUAGAUUAGUGAUCACACCAUUAACUGAUCGAUGCUAUCGAACACUUAUUGGAGCCUAUUACCUUCAUAUAAAUGGAGCUCCAGAAGGACCCGCAGGAACUGGGAAAACUGAAACAACUAAAGAUUUAGCCAAAGCUUUAGCCGUUCAGUGCGUUGUUUUCAACUGCUCAGAUGGCUUAGAUUAUAAAGCUAUGGGUAAAUUUUUUAAAGGUUUGGCAGCCUGUGGCGCUUGGGCAUGUUUUGAUGAAUUCAAUAGAAUAGACGUUGAGGUUCUUUCUGUAAUUGCUCAACAAAUAUUAUGUAUUAUUCAAGCAAUAAGACAAAAUUUACAAGUUUUUGUGUUUGAAGGCACUACCUUGAACUUAAAUCCAGCUUGUUAUGUUUGCAUUACUAUGAACCCAGGCUAUGCGGGUCGUUCUGAGCUCCCUGAUAAUUUAAAGGUGCUCUUUAGAACUGUUGCCAUGAUGGUACCAGAUUAUGCCAUGAUCGGAGAAAUAUCUUUAUAUUCUUUUGGCUUUGUUGAUGCUAGAAGUUUAUCUGUAAAAAUUGUCACAACGUAUAGGUUAUGUUCUGAACAACUAUCAUCCCAAAAUCAUUAUGAUUAUGGAAUGCGGGCAGUAAAAACGGUGUUGUCGGCUGCAGGAAACUUAAAAAGAGCUUUUCCCAAUGAAAAUGAAAGCAUUUUACUUCUUCGAUCUAUAACAGACGUAAACUUACCCAAGUUUUUAUCUUGCGAUGUUCCUCUAUUUGAAGGCAUUAUAUCAGAUUUAUUCCCUGGCAUAAAAUUACCAAAACCAGAUUAUGUAAACUUUUUAAACGCGUGUAAUGACACUUGUGAUAGGAAUAAUCUUCAACCAAUGGAUUGCUUCCUUCUAAAAGUAAUACAAACAUAUGAAAUGAUGAUAGUGAGGCAUGGCUUCAUGAUAGUAGGUGACCCUUUCUCAGGAAAAUCAAUGACACUGAAAAUUUUAUCGGAAUCUUUGACAUUGAUGGAGGAAAGAAACCAACCAGGCGGAUGUGAAUGUACAUAUAAGGUCUUAAAUCCGAAGGCUGUUACAAUGGGACAACUUUACGGUGCAUUUGAUCCAAUAUCUUAUGAAUGGACUGAUGGUAUAGUAGCCACGAUGUUUAGAGAUUUUGCUACAGACGAUUCUCAUAUCAAGAAAUGGAUUGUGUUUGACGGCCCAGUCGAUGCCGUUUGGAUUGAGAAUAUGAACACUGUAUUAGAUGACAAUAAGAAACUCUGUUUAACUUCAGGUGAAGUAAUGGCAAUGUCUAGUGUUAUGUCGAUGAUUUUUGAAGUAAUGGACCUGGCACAGGCUUCUCCUGCUACUGUUUCUAGGUGCGGUAUGAUUUAUAUGGAAUCGGUAUCACUAGGUUUUAUGCCGUUUUACAAAUCCUGGUUAACUACAUUGAAUCCUAUAUGGUAUGAAGAAAAUGAAGAUUAUAUUUAUGCCAUGUGUGAGUGGUUAUUCGAUCCAUUAAUUUAUUACGUUAAAAAGGAGUGUACUCAAUUGGUGACAGCUGGAGAAGUGAAUUUAUUAGUAAGCACGCUUCAUCUAAUCGUAAUGUACAUGGAUAAUGCCAUUAAAGGUGAAGAAGAUACGAGAAAUACAAGAACUUGGUUUAUUGCUUCGUUUAUGAGUGCUAUAGUAUGGGGUAUUGGCGGAAUACUCAAUACGGACUCUCGUGAAAAAUUUGAUAAUUUAGUGAAAGAAUACUUUAGGGGUGAAAAAGGUUUACCAUCUACAAUUGACCGGAUUGAUGUAUCUAUUCCCGCAGAUGGCAUGAUUGUUGAUCACUUUUACAUGUAUAAAGGUAAAGGGUGUUGGAAACCGUGGGUAGAAUCUAUGAAAAAUGUCGUUGUAAAAGAACAAAUUAAUUUACUUCAGACUGUUAUUCCCACUUUAGAAACAGAAAAAUACUAUGCCCUCCUAGAUUUACAUACAAAAUUUAAGCAGCCUUUGUUAUUUAUUGGACCUACGGGUACUGGGAAGAGCUUCUUGAUACAAAACUUUUUGAUGAAUCGCAUUUCUAUGGACCAUUACACUCCUGGAUUUAUAACAUUUACGACUACAACUUCAGCCAAUCAAACACAAGAACUAGUGCUUUCAAAGCUCUAUAAAAGACGAAAAAAUAACUAUGGACCAUCAAAAGGUAAACAAGCUAUAAUAUUUAUUGACGAUAUGAACAUGCCUGCCAAAGAAGUUUAUGGUGCUCAACCAGCAAUAGAGUUAUUAAGAUUGUUUUUCGACCAGAAGCACUGGUAUGAUUUAAGAACAACUGACAAACUAUACAUUCACGACACUUUUUUCUAUGGAGCCAUUGGACCAGUCGGUGGCAGUCGACAACUUAUUUAUCCACGAAUGUUAAGGCAUUUUAACAUAUACUCAAUAAAUGAGUUUUCUAAAGAAAGUAUGACCAAAAUAUUCAUGACUUUAUUACAACUGGGUUGGAAAAGAAAUGGAUUCGGUCAAGAUGUUCAGCCAUACAUAGUCAAUAUUAUAGCAGCUACAAUGGAAAUUUAUAAUAGUGCUACAGAAGGACUAAGACCAACACCAGCCAAAUCACAUUACACCUUUAACCUAAGAGACUUUUCAAGGGUCAUUCAAGGCUGUGCAUUACUUAGAAAAGAAUGUGCCGAUAAUAAAAAAACUUUUGUUAAAGUCUGGGUUCAUGAAAUUCUUCGUGUAUUUUAUGAUAGGCUUGUCGACGAUGAUGACCGUGGUUGGUUUUUUGACGUUCUCAAAAAAAUCACAAAAGACUUCAUGAAAGAUACAUUUGAGAAUGCCUUAGAUAUAUAUCAAAAUGAGAAGGGAGAAGUUACUUGUGACACAAUCAAAUCAAUGAUGUUUGGAAGUUACCUAGAUUCAGAAAGUCUCGAAGGAGAACGACGAUAUGAAGAAAUGCCAUCAAAAGAAGCUGUGCUAAACGUAGCAAUCGCAAUGCUGAAUGAAUACAACGCAUUGCAUAAAGCAAAAAUGACCAUUGUAUUGUUUGACUACGCUUUGGAACAUUUGUCAAAAAUUUGUAGGCUUUUGUGUAUGCCUUCUGGAAAUGCUUUACUCGUAGGUGUUGGGGGUUCUGGACGGCAAUCUCUUACACGUUUAGCGAGUACAAUAUUAGGUCUCCAGGUAUUUCAACCAGAGAUCACGAAAACUUACAGUGUGAAAGAUUGGCACGAUGAUAUUAAACUAGUUUUACGAGAAUCUGGAGGCCUAAAUAAAGAUACAACAUUUUUAUUUACAGAAAAUCAAAUAAAAGAAGAAGUUUUUAUUCAAAAUCUUGACAGUUUACUUAACUCUGGCGAAGUUCCUAACUUAUAUGGUUUAGAUGAAAAACAGGAAAUUUUAGAAAUGGUGCGUUUAGCUGCACAAGGUGGGAAUAGGAACCUUGAUAUUAGUCCGUUACAAAUUCUUGCAUUCUUUGUCGGACGCUGCAAAGCAAAGUUACAUAUAGUAUUAUGCUUCAGCCCCAUAGGAAGUUCCUUUCGAACAAGACUAAGAUUGUAUCCCUCUUUGGUGAAUUGUUGUACCAUUGAUUGGUAUGAUAGCUGGCCUGAAGACGCUUUAGAAAAGGUAGCUCAUUAUUAUAUGGUUAAGGUUAAUGUACCAGAUAAAGUAAAACUGGCUGCUGUAAUAGCUUGCAAACAGUUUCAUGUGGAUGCACGAACCAUAUCUAUCGAAUUCUACAAUACACUUGGAAGGAAAACCUAUAUUACAUCUGCUUCUUAUUUGGAUUUAAUAAAAUCUUUUACCUCGCUAACUAACAAAAAACAACGGGAAUUGAGAGCAGCUAAAAUAAGAUAUACAAAUGGUUUAGACAAAUUGGGACAAGCAGCAGAUGCAGUAGCAAUUAUGCAACGUGAUUUGAAUGCUCUGAAGCCACAACUUAUGAUUAUGGCUGCAAAAUCAGCUAAGAUGAUGGAAGAAAUAGAAAUCGAAACUGUCACUGCCGAUAAAGCCGCAGCUCAAGUCAGAGAAGAUCAAAAAGUUGCAAAUGUUCAAGCAGCAGCUGCACAAGAACUCAAAAAAGAUUGUGAAGCCGAUUUAGCUCUAGCGUUACCGAUUCUAGAAGAUGCUAUUGCAGCUUUAAAUACUUUAAAACCAGCUGACAUUACUAUUGUCAAAUCUAUGAAGAAUCCUCCAGGGACAGUAAAAUUGGUCAUGGCUGCAGUGUGUGUAAUAAAAGGCGUUCCGCCUGAUAAAAUUCCUGAUCCAGCCAACCCUGGAAAAAAAAUAUUAGAUUAUUGGGGUCCAAGUAAACGAAUAUUAGGAGAUAUGAGUUUUUUAGAGUCGUUGAAAAAUUUCGAUAAGGAUAAUAUCCCCAUUGCUAUUAUGCAAAAAAUUCGAAAAGAAUAUCUUUGCCAUAAAGAUUUUAAGCCCCAUAUUAUAGCCAAAGCUUCGACAGCUGCUGAAGGCUUAUGCAAAUGGAUAAUUGCUAUGGAUAUGUACGAUGCCGUUGCAAAAGUUGUAGCCCCUAAGAAAGCCAAAUUGGAGGCGGCUGAAAGAGAAUUUGCACAAACUAUGGCCAUUUUAGAGGAAAAAAAGGCUCUUGUUGCCAGAUUAGAAGCCAGAUUAGCUGAGUUACGCGAAGCACUAGAAGAAGCUAAUAUUAAAAAGAAAGCACUAGAAGAUGAAGUACAAUUGUGUAUCGAUAAAUUGGCUAGGGCUGAAAAGUUACUUGGCGGUUUGGGAGGUGAAAGGGUACGUUGGACUCAAGCUGCGGAAAAUUUACAAACAUUAUUCGAUCACUUAGCUGGAGAUAUUCUCGUGUCCUGUGCAAUUAUGGCUUAUUUAGCCCCCUACACCUUACCUGUCAGAAUAAAAAUGAUUGAUCAAUGGCGUGAUUUAGUUAUAAAGUUAAAAAUGCCACAUUCUGAAGUUUUCGUAUUUAAAGACAUCUUAGGCACUGACAUCAAAAUUCAGAAUUGGUGCAUUGCUGGAUUACCCAGGGAUUCAUUCUCAGUUGAUAAUGGCGUCAUUCAAGACAACUCUAUGCGGUGGUCAUUAAUGAUUGAUCCCCAAGGUCAAGCAAAUAAAUGGGUCAAAACCAUGGAGAAAGCCAAUGAUUUACAAGUUUUAAAAUUUACAGACGGGAAUUACAUGAAAGUGAUUGAAACUUGUUUAGAGUAUGGAAAGCCUGCUCUAAUUGAAUGCGUACUCGAAGAUGUAGAAGCGCCGUUAGAUCCCAUUCUACUUAAAAAUACAUACGUUCAAGCUGGUAAGGAAUAUAUCGCCCUUGGGGAUAAUGUGAUUGAGUAUCAUCCGAAUUUUAGACUUUACAUGACAACUAAAUUAAGAAAUCCACAUUAUUUACCCGAAGUUUUUAAUAAAGUGACGUUAAUCAAUUUUGCACUAACUAAAGAUGGAUUAGAAGAUCAGUUAUUAGGUAUAGUCGUAGCGAAAGAACGACCGGAUUUACAAGAGAAAAGAGAAAAGCUUAUAGUUCAAAGUGCAAGUAAUCGAGCUGCAUUAAAACAAGUAGAAGAUGAUAUCUUGCGAACCCUACAAGAAACGAAAGGUGAUAUAUUAGAAGAUGAAACUGCCGUUGAAGUGCUGGACUCGUCAAAAUUAUUGUCUGUUGAUAUUAUGAAAAAACAAGAAGCUUCUUUAGAGACUGAAGUCAUAAUAGAGAAAUUCCGCCAUGGCUAUCGACCAAUUGCUUCACAUUCUGCUGUCCUAUACUACUGUGUCACCGAAUUACCUAAUGUAGAUCCUAUGUAUCAAUACUCAUUAUUAUGGUUCAUUAAUCUUUACAUUAUUUCAAUUGAAAAUGCUAAUAAAUCUAAAGAUCUUGACAAAAGAUUAAAGUUCUUAAAAGAAACCUUUACUUAUAAUUUAUAUAGUAACGUAUGUAGAUCAUUAUUUGACAAAGAUAAGCUUAUGUUUUCGUAUGUUAUGUGUUCUAAAAUGAUGCUUGCUAAUGGAGAAAUGAACUUGGACGAACACGUUUUUCUUAUAACUGGCGGUAUUGCAAUAGAAAAUCACUUACGUAAACCAUUUGAAUGGUUACCCGAUAAAAGUUGGGAUGAAAUAUGCCGAAUAAAUGAUCUACAUACAUUUUCAGGAUUCCGUGACGAUUUUAUUAGAAAUGUAAAUCUAUGGCAAGAGGUUUAUGACGACAUGGAACCACACAACAAACGUCUUCCGGGAAUAUGGGAUAGCAGUUUGACUCAAUUUCAAAAACUAUUGGUUGUAAGAAUUUUAAGGCCUGAUAAAUUGACAGCAGCCAUAUCGGACUUUGUAGAAAAGCAAAUGGGUCGAAAAUACAUAACACCACCGCCCUUUGAUAUAGGUAAAUCAUUUGGCGAUUCUAAUUGUUUGGCACCAUUAAUAUUCAUAUUAUCUCCAGGCUCAGACCCCAUGGGCGCAUUAAUAAAAUAUUGUGAACGAAUGGGUUACUCUCAUAGAUUUAAUUCGAUAUCUUUAGGUCAGGGUCAAGGACCCAUUGCACGAGCAAUGAUUGAAAAAGCUCAACUUGAAGGUGGCUGGGUCUGUUUGCAAAACUGUCAUUUAGCAGCAUCGUGGCUUCCAACCCUUGAAAAAAUUAUAGAAGGUUUCGAUUUAACAAAUACAGAUUUAAGUUUUAGAUUAUGGUUAACAAGCUAUCCAUCCGAUAAGUUUCCACAAGCUGUGUUACAAGUAGCUGUUAAAAUGACAAACGAGCCACCAACGGGUCUCCAACAUAACUUAAACCGUUCUUACAUAUCUGAACCUGUAAAAGAAACUGAAUUCUAUGAAGGGUGCCCUGGCAAAGAUAAAGCAUUCAGCAAACUGUUAUACGGGAUCAGCUUUUUUCAUGCUGUUGUACAAGAAAGAAAAAAAUUUGGGCCAUUAGGAUGGAAUAUUCAAUACGGUUUUAAUGAUUCCGAUUUUCAAAUAUCUGUAAUGCAGUUACAAAUGUUUUUAAAUCAAUAUGAAGAGAUACAGUAUGUAGCUAUUAAGUAUUUGACAGGCGAAUGUAAUUACGGUGGCAGAGUGACCGAUGAUUGGGAUCGUCGUUUAAUAGUAACAGUUUUAGACAACUAUGUAAAUGCGGGUGUAGUAAAUGACCCAAAUUACACGUUUUGUGAUAUUGGCCCGCAAUAUGGGUUACCACGAAGAUGUGAAUAUCAAGAUUAUCUAAAACAUAUUGAAAGCGUUCCUGUAAAUCCUCCUCCUGAAGUAUUUGGACUGCAUAUGAAUGCAGGAAUAACUCGCGACUAUACCACGUCUAUGGCAUUAGCUCAAGCAUUGGUUCUCGUAGAAGGCGGUGGCGCUGGUGGAGAGGGUGGCAAUACAGAAGUCCUCCUAGUUCAAAUGUCUGAUGAAAUUCUAUCUAAACUACCUGAAGGGUUCGAUGUAGAAACUGCGCAAAAAAAAUACCCCGUGGACUACAGUGAAUCCAUGAAUACAGUAUUAAUUCAAGAGAUGGAACGGUUUAACAAAUUAUUGUAUGAAAUUAGAGAUUCAUUACUAGAUUUACAAAAAGCUGUGAAAGGUCUAAUUGUAAUGUCUUUGUCAUUGGAUUUGCAAUCAAAUGCAAUGUUACUGGGAAGAAUUCCUGACAAUUGGCGUAAGGUUUCCUAUCCUAGUUUGAAACCACUUCCUAGUUACGUAACAGACUUUAUUGAUCGAUUAGCUAUGUUGAAUGAUUGGUAUCAAAAAGGGAAACCACCGACAUUUUGGCUGUCUGGCUUUUUUUUCACUCAAGCUUUUCUCACAGGAUCCAUUCAAAAUUACGCAAGAGCAAAAAAAAUUCCUAUAGAUUUAUUAAUAUUUGAUUUUGAAGUACGUCAUACAGAUUUCGAGGACCAGCCACCCGAAUCAGGUGUAUAUGUAGAGGGACUCUUUAUGGAUGGUGGACGUUGGGAUCGAGAUAAUUAUGCGAUUGCAGAGCAAUUCCCAAAAUUACUCAAUGACAAUAUGCCAGUCAUCUGGCUUUUCCCUAAACUGAAAAAGCAGUUUGAAGAAGGAACGAGAUACAAGUGUCCAUUAUAUAAGACUUUAGAAAGAAAAGGAGUAUUGGCUACAACUGGACACUCAUCUAAUUUCGUGUUAGCGUUUUAUUUGCCAUCUAAUAAACCUUCAGCCCAUUGGAUCAAAAGAAGUGUAGCAUUAUUGCUUCAAUUGGACUUUUAAAACUUAUGGGAGGUAUCCACGAACGUUUUAUUUCAGUGUGUGUUUUUAUAUAUAACUAUUUAAGUCCCAUGUAAUGUAUUAGUAAA